AUGGUUGCUGCCGCCGCCGCCGCCAACGCCUCCGCUAGCAGCGACCCCAACCUCGACCCCAUCAUGGGCGUCGGUGAUGACGAUGUAGUAGAUGACGACAGCCUCAACGACCCCUACGGCGAGAUUGAGCAAGACGAGGUUGCCCAGCCCCAGCAACCUCCGCCUCAGCAGGAAUUGCCCGACAGCAAUGACGAUUACGCAAAGACCUUUGACUCACCCAUUGGUCCUGAGGAGGGUGAAGGCGGGGACAUUCAGCCAGAAGAUGUAUCAUCAAUGCCCCGAGAAUCCAACCAAGUUUCUCUUUCAUCCGAGCACUUGACAAGCCACCCAUCAGACACUUCAUAUGCCGUUCAUAACUCGCCAUCCACCUCAGCCCACCAAGCUCAGUCCGGUUCAUCAGUUACCAUCUUUGAAGCACAUACGGACGAUGCGAUCACGUCGCCCGCUCAUCCUUCCAACCCCGACCAAACAGGCUUCCAGUCGGUGACCUCUCCCUCCACGGCCAGUGCAGACUCCAACUCCGCCGGGUCUCCCAACCCGUCGGCUGAUAUCCAGCGCCUCGUGGCAGACCUCACUGCCCCCGCUGAGCCCACCUCCAGCGAUGAUCCAUCUGCCUUGCCCGCAAAGGCUGAACUGCCCGCCGGCCCCAACGCUUCGUCCUCUGCUCUCCCAUCGUCUGCCUCUCUCCCCCCGAGGCCCCCGUUGCCGCAAGCAGCAUCCCAAUCGUAUACCUCGCAGCACCACCCAUCCGGCUCGAGUUCAAGUAUCCCAGCCAGUGUCGCCGUCCCACCAACACCUGGCCAGCCCUCUACAUAUGUCGCUGCGGGCGUACCAGGGACAUCUCCAGACGCCCUGGGCAACCUCGCGCCUGCAGCCGCCAGUGGUCUCAAUGCAUCCGUUGCCAUCACUUCUUUGACUGCCCCUCCCUAUCCGCCCCAAUCUCCCGCUUAUGCUACUGAUAGACCUCAAGAUGCCGAUUACCAGCGACAAUGGGACCAAUUCAUGGCCGAUGAGCGACAGUACAUGUCGGAAGCCAAAUGGGACCGGUUUCCCGAGGGUUCUCGCCUCUUUAUUGGUACACGAUCCGCGUCUGGUGCGUCUAAAAACGGCGCUCACAUAUUCUCUGCAGGCAACCUUUCGAGCGACAAGGUAUCGAAGCGUGAUGUAUUUGAUUUAUUCCACCGAUUCGGAAGACUGGCCCAGAUCUCCCUCAAAUCAGCAUACGGGUUCGUGCAAUAUCACACUAUCGAUGAAGGACACGCCGCCAUGGAAAAUCUGCAAGGAAUUGAGAUCAAGGGACGCAGAAUCCAUCUCGAGAUAUCUCGCGUCCAAGACAAAUCCAAGAAGGAAAAAAACCGAAGUCCUGAACGAGGACGCGGCCGUGAUGGUGGCGGCGGACGCGAGAGUAACGGACGUGACAGUGGCCGUGAUGGUGGUGGGCGCGAUGGUGGUGGGCGCCGAAAUGACCGGUAUAGUCAACAGAACCGAGACGACUACCGGCCAGGGCGCAACCAUUCGCCUAGUCGAAACGAUUACGAAAGAGAUGAUGGUUACGGCCGUGAUCGAGGAUUUCACGACCACGGCCGUGGAAGAGGACGCUCGCGAUCUCCUGGCGGCUACAAACGCAACGACAAGAGUUCAUACAGAAGGAGGAGCCCCAGCCCGUAUGGGCGAUCUCGACAUGAGAGCGAACUUGAGCUUCCCCGGCGAUACGGAUCCGAUGUUCCCGACGUGCAGAUCAUCCUUCAACCAGAUGUCAACCGAGAUUUCGUCACAUGGGUUGAGCACACAUUCAAGACAAAAGGCCUAAAGUCGGAAGUCAUGUUCCUUCACCCAAGAAUCCCCAAGGACGCUGUCAUCCAGCGCCAGGCUGCUGAGGGUGUACAUGCUGUGGUAGACCUCGACCUUCGGGCUCAAAACCUCGGGAGGAUUCCGGUGCAGGCCUUUGACCGAUCUGGUGGCAUGAGCAACGUCCGGUUCGACCAGUACGUCGACCUCGACCCUACCACGGCGGCAGAAGUCAUCCUACGAGCCAAGGCGUCGGGCGCUACAGCAAGCUAUGCCCAGCCAUAUGCUGCAGCUGGCUUCGCGAAUCCAUACGGCGGACAGCCUCAGCAACAGAUGGGCGCCUUUCCUGGUGGACAACAACCCAACCAAUACGCCCAGCACGCUCCAGCCAACCCCACAGACAUUGCAAGUCUCAUGGGUCAAGUUGAUAACGCCACACUGCAACGGUUACUGGCGUCGAUCCAAACCGCCCCUCAAGGCACCGCCGCGCAGCAUGGACCGAAUGCCGCUGCCGCGGGCCCUUCACAGGUUGAUAUCCAGGCAAUUUUGGGAAGCCUCGGUGGCAAUGCUGCAGCUCAGCAGCAGCUGCCUCCCCAAGGAGUUUAUGGUGCCCCAUACGGAGGUCAGCAGGCACCAAACGGUGGAGGCGCCGCCAAUGGCGAUGCUGCAGUCCAGGUCCAGAACAUUAUGGCACAGCUGGCCCGGUACCGACAGUAG
This is a messenger RNA of Ilyonectria robusta, 2505 nucleotides long. RefSeq lists its product as uncharacterized. The record is from RefSeq and is a predicted model, not a curated record. Lineage: Eukaryota; Fungi; Ascomycota; Sordariomycetes; Hypocreales; Nectriaceae. The transcript has 2 exons. Gene Ontology annotation, molecular function: RNA binding. Bases 1 to 2505 code for a protein of 834 amino acids.